Cyprinus carpio (common carp) is the source of this 1387-nucleotide messenger RNA. RefSeq names its product NACHT, LRR and PYD domains-containing protein 6-like. The transcript is spliced from 2 exons. The record is from RefSeq and is a predicted model, not a curated record. Lineage: Eukaryota; Metazoa; Chordata; Actinopteri; Cypriniformes; Cyprinidae. Bases 448 to 780 code for a protein of 110 amino acids.
AUCAUUUCAGACCACCUCUUAAAUGAAUUUAUUGGUUGGAUUUAAAUCCAUUUUGAAUGUGUUUUGGAAGGCAUUUACUUCAGGUCUUUUCAGUCGGAUAGCUGUCCAUUUAGAGAAAACAUGUUGUUUUUCUACCGAGACUCCUCCCACAUAAUUUCACUCAUAUGUCUCUUCAAAAACUGGCUUUAUUGUUUUUUUCCUUUCCUGGUUUUGCUUAGUUUAAAGAAAAGCUUUUGCUGAAGACCUCAUUUCAGGGGUAGAACAAGAAUCCUUCAGACGUCCUCAUUUUUAAUGGUAAGUUAGUAGAUACUACAUAAAAUACUGACCUAUCCAGAUUUGAAGUUCACAUUAUUAAUAACUUUUCAAAGUAAUUAUAGCUGUUGAACACAAAUUAGAUGUGGACCUUCUGUAUCUUCUUGUCUGGCAGAAGUUAGUCAGUGAAGGAGGAUGGCGUAUGUUUCAGAACAACAUCUGGCUGCUCUGGACGAUCUAGACACAGACAAACUGAAGAGGUUUAAAUGGCGCUUAAAGAAUCAUUAUUGUCUUUCCAGUGCUGCUCUGGAGAAGGCAGACGCUCCCGACACAGUGGAUCUGAUGAUGAAGCGUUUUGGACCUGAAGAAGCUGUGAAGAUCUCAGUGGAGAUCCUGAGGAAGAUGAACCAGAACCAUGUGGCUGAACAGUUAGAGGACAAACACAAGCAAACAGCUCCUCAGGUUGAGGGCAGUACUAAGGAUCCUGCCCCUGUUGGAGCCGAAUCUAAACCAAUCCAGGGUAAAUAAUGAUCACUGUCUGUACUGGGAAAUGCCAGUGUAAUGUGGUGACAGGGAUGAGAGACGAGUAGAUCCAUUUGCAAGCUUUUAUUCAAAGAUGUGGUCAUAACAGGCGAGGGUCAAACAGUGGCAAACAGGUAUAUUGAGGGCAAGACAGAAGAAUAAUCCAAAACGGGUGUGGUCGAUCAGUGGCUAACAAUAUUCUGAGGGUGAAGCAAACGGGAAAAUCCAGAUAGCAUCAAUAGUCCAGGCAGGGGCAAACAGAGUCCGAAACAGCAAGACAAAAUGGUAAACCGAAAUCACAGUAAAGAAUCUAAACACGGAAAAACAGACAAGGCAAGAUGAAACAAGAACUGGCUCUGUAGAUUAGCUAUCACUGAAUGAGGAAUAAACACUAAACAAUACUCGGUAGUGAAUGGUCGUGUGAGACUGAUUUAUAUACUAUGUUUUAUUGGUAGCAGCUAUGUGUGAUGGGUUUCAGGUGAACUUGUGAUUAGUGCAAUGGAGCAUGGGAAAUGUAGUCCAGGGUGAUGUGUAACAGUCUGUGUGGUGUGAGAGUCAAUAAAUGGUAGGGCGACCUAUGGUGGCAAGCGGACGGAAGUUCAUGGACAGAAUU